UUGAUGUAUAAGCUUAGAAACAAAUAUAAUUUUUAAAAUAUUUUUCUCAAUAAAAUUAAUUAUUUUUCCUAAUAUAAUUAAAAAUAAUGCGAACAUUAGUGAAUUUAGAAUAUUUGUAUUCUAAAACCCUUAAAUAAAAUAUACAGACUUUAUUUUGUUAUGUCUCUCAUAACACUUCAAAUUGGACAAUGUGGGAACCAACUUGGGCACAGUUUUUUCAAUACAAUAUCCGAAAUUUUAAACCAAAAGCCAACUGCUUCAAAUUGUAAUUUUUUAGAAGAAUCUCAGUUUAGAUUCUUUUCUGAUUGUGAAGAAAAUUUGUGUAAAAAAUAUGCUCGUUCUAUUUUAAUCGAUACUGAACCAAAGGUAAUCAAAGAAAUCUCAAACUUUAAUAAAGAUGUUGCUUGGUCUUAUCGAGAUGAUUGUCGCAUUAAUGUUCAACAAUUGGGUUCCGGCAAUAACUGGGCUAUGGGUUACCACCACCAUGGGCCUGAAUUGGAAGAGCAUGUGUUAAAUGCAGUUCAAAAGGAAGCUGAACGCUGUGAUAAUAUUCUAGGUUUCCUUCUAUUCUCCUCUGUAGCUGGAGGAACUGGUAGUGGUUUUGGAUCUUACAUAUCUGAAGUUCUUCGUGCCAAUUAUCCAUCAGUAUCUUCAGCAAAUAUUACUAUUUGGCCAUUUCAAAGAGGAGAAGUAUCUGUUCAAGCAUAUAAUGCUACUUUAAGUCUUUCAUCUUUACAAAAAUCAGCAGAUGCCAUUUUUGUGUUUGAAAAUGAUUGGUUACUAAAAUUAUGCCAUCACAAAAUGGGGCUGAACAAAUCUUCUUUGAAUGAUUUGAAUAAUGUUGCUAGCCAGCAACUAGCAAAUGUCCUUUUACCAGUUGAAAGUUUCCAGGGCAUUGUUCCUAUUUUUAAUGACUUGUUAGCCCAUUUGGCUCCUCAUCCUCAAUUUAAAUUGUUAGGCCUCCGUUCUGUGCCACAAGAGCCAUUAACUUCAUUACCCUUCAGUGCUUAUACUUGGCCUGGCUUGUUGCGCAGUCUGAGAAGAAUGGUUCUCUACAAUACUGUUAUAGAUGAAGUGUAUGGACAAUGCAGCUCAUCAACAAAUAUCACUAAUAGUCCUCCAGUCUCAUUGGCCAAUCUUCUUGUGCUUCGAGGACGAGAUUCUGAGGUUGCUGAUCCUGAACUUCUCCACAAACCUUCACUUCCAUAUGUUUCUUGGGUCCCCAAUGCUUUAAGGUUAAAAAUGUGGAUACAUGCUAGUCCAUUUUUACCAUAUGAUAGAACUGCUGUUCUUGCUAAUAAUGGACAACUUUCAGCAGCCUGUGUAGAAACUGCUGUUGCCAAAGCAUGGAAACUUUUUUCAUAUAAAGCAUACUUCCAUCAUUAUAUGCAAUGUGGCUUAAGUGAAGAAGAUUUCAAACUUGCUGUCAUGGAUGUGGAACAAAUUGUAGCAAGUUAUAACUCUUUAAAAGCCUGAGUCUUGGCAGCUCAAUUCAUGUUAAUUUAUGCUCAAACAUAGGCAAUGAAAAAUAUAAGUUCCUAGACCUUUUUAAGUCUAGUCAUUUUAGCUAAGAUGGUUCAUAUUAAUUUUUUUCGAUGUUUUGUAUAUUUUAAGGUGCAGUGUGUUAAGAUUCCAGAACAGAGGAAAUGAUUGUUUUAAAUUAUCAUCAUAUCACAAAUGUGUUUGAUUUUAAAAAAAUAUAUGGAUUAAAAAUAUGUGUAUUUUGAGAUAACAGUCAAAGCUGGUCUUAGGAUGUUCCUCGCCUGAUUGGAAAUGAUUUUUGAUAGUAUAUUUCAUUCCCAGCCAACUUUCAUCCAAAAUAUAAAAUAAAUUUAAUUAAAAAACACUUUUUUAAAAAGCCUGUUUAUUACUGACCAAAGGAAUAUAAAUGUUUUUAUUCUAAUUAUUUUUUACUUUUUAAUCAUUAUUUUAUUGCUUUCACAUAAUAAUUAAAAAUCUUACUAUUAAAUCUAAAAGAUCUGCAUUUUUCUUCUUCAUCAUCUCCUUUUUUUUUUCCCCUUCCAUUUUUUGUAUUUUUGAUGGCUGUAAAAAAAAUAAGACAAUGAUCAGAAAAUAAAUUUAAAAAUACGAAAAAAAAAUCCUUAAUUGAAUGAUCCAAAAAUAAGUUGAUACUUGAUUUUGUUUUGUAUUUGUUUGAAUAUAUUUUUGCAGCAUUCUGGCACGGACCUAUCGGAAGGAAUUGGCUAAAAGCUGAUAACAAUAUAUGUCUAAAAUUAUAAUUAAUAUGGGAUAACCUGUAUGUUGUUAACUAAUCAUUAAUGUAAACUAAUUGAAAUUAUCGCAUUUGUGUGUAAUUUUGAAACCGCUGAUUCUUGGCUUCAUGAUCAGCAAAUUGUGCAUUCCAAAUUCGAUUUUACAGAAGACCUGGCAUAUACAGGUUGUCUCAAAAACCUUGACCGUGGCUUUUAUUCCUUAAAUAUAGAUCAUAAACAUAUACUGUAAAUUACAAAGUUGCAUAAAAAAAGGUGUAAAAUGUUAUGAAAUUGAUUAAAAUUUUCAGGGGAUUAAACUUACAUUAAAAAUACAACAUUUAAAUUUUUAUACGGACCUCAUACAAAAAAUUCUCAGUGAGUAAAAUGUGCCCCAUCCUCUAAUAAGAUCAUGUACAAAAUUUCAGUAAUUUAUCAUAAAAAGUCUCAAAGAUAUAAAACUACAUAAAUGCUGACUUAAACAACUUUUCGAUACCUGGAUAUGAGUUUGUGAAGAGGAAAAAUCAUGUCGGAUGUUCGUGUAUUCGGGGCCGUACCAAAUAAACAAAGAAAGUAAUCUAUACUUAUAUAUAAAGCUCAAUGUGUGUGUGUGUGUUGGCGCUCUACAGAAAAGACCAUUUGACCUACAGCUACCAAAUUUGGUACAUGUAUACCUUGGAGGUCGGGAAUGUGCACCUGGGGUCCCUUUUUUUGAAAUUUUAAUUAGAAUUUUAAUUAUUAAUUAAAAACUAACUUUACCGCCAAAAAAAUCUUUUCAUUUUCCCCACCGCCAAAUGAGUAAGGGUUCAGUUUUUUUUUUUUUUUUUUUUUUUUUUUAACAGUAAUGAGGCUAGGCUUAAGAUUUUUCGGCUGAUUAUUUCAAACGAUUUUGUUUAUUUUCUUGGUGUUCGAUGCAUUUAAAAUUAAACAUUGUUAAUUAAUCGAUCUUUCAGAUUCAUUCUGAAGUACUUUUGAAUUAAAAUAAAACAGAAUAAAGGAAAUUAAAAAUUUAUAAUCUGCAUAGCGUUACCCCAACUGGCGCUGAAAAUUCACGCAAGCGCAUUGUGUUCUGAUUGUUGGCAAUAUUAUCAACGGAUGAUUCUUGCUUUAAAUUAUUUUUAGGUUAGUUGCAUACUUUUGUAAUUAAAUUGUAUUUAUGUUAGUUAAAUAUUUUUUUUAUAUGCUUAUAGUUUUAAGUACAUCGUUUUUUAAGUAGUUUUUUUUUUUAACCUGUUUUCAACCGAUUAUUUUAAACGAUUCGUUUUGUUUUCUUAGUGUUUGAUGCAUAUAAAAUUAAACGUUGUUAAUUAAUCGAUCUGGUCAUGAUGAAUCUGAGAAAAUUUUGUUGACAAAUUCUUGAAAUAUUACAUAAAUUAAGAAAGAUAUUCUUUAGUGCCCAUAAAGUUUAAACACUCAGUGACUGUUUUCAGUAAUCAUAUUACAAAAAAAAAUACUUUCAGUAAAAAAUAUUAUUAUAUUAAUUGCAGAUUAAUCCUUUCCACUUUAAUUUAAAGCAUAAAUUCUACGGGAGCUAACAGAAAAUUAGAGAGAUACAUAUUACGUUAUGACUGAAGCCCUUUAUAAUAUUAUGAGUGAAUUCUAUGACUAUCAAAAUUUUAAGCUUUAAAAUAUUUUGAUGAAGAAGCUAUUAAAGUAGGAAUUGCAUAAAAUAUUUAAUUAUUAAAAUUUUAACGAGCAUUAAGAUUGGCGAACCGGCUGGUCGCCAAAAGCGGCUAGAAAUUGAAUAAAUAAAUAAUAAUUUUGCUAUUUAUUGCUUCAAAAGAAUUAAAAAUUUGUAGAAAUAAUAACUUAAAGGAAAGAUUAUAUAAGAAAAGAUUACUUAAAGGAAAAAUUACAUAAGUUUUUUCACAAGUUCAUUGACUUUGCUAUUUUUAAAUUAUAUUCUGUAAUUCAUGAUAUAAAAUGUUAAAGUAUUUUUCAGGAAGCAUAGAUUUUAAAAUUGUAUUUAAAACUAAAGAUAUGAAGCAUAUUUUAUUUCCUUAUGAUGCAUUCCUGCAUCGCAUCAUCUGCACUGAAGCUGUAAAAAUUUGCAUUUUAAUUUGUGAUUGACCCUUCACCAACUUUGUUUAACAUAUCUUUGAGAGUUUUCAUGAUAAAAUUCUGAAAUUUCGUACAUGACCUUAUUAAAGGAUGAAGCACAUUUUACUCAUUGGGAAUUUCUUUGCACAGGGACGGAAAAGAAAUUUAAAUUUUGCCUUAUUUUAAGUUUAAUUCCCUGAAAAUUUUAAUCAAUUUCAUAAUAUUUUGCACCUU
Molecule: messenger RNA, 4484 nt
Organism: Argiope bruennichi
Lineage: Eukaryota; Metazoa; Arthropoda; Arachnida; Araneae; Araneidae
Product: tubulin delta chain-like
Exons: 6
Coding region: 160-1476 (438 amino acids)
Biological process (GO): mitotic cell cycle; microtubule cytoskeleton organization
Cellular component (GO): microtubule; cytoplasm
Molecular function (GO): GTP binding; structural constituent of cytoskeleton
Source: RefSeq, a predicted model, not a curated record